Anopheles arabiensis is the source of this 793-nucleotide messenger RNA. RefSeq names its product general odorant-binding protein 72. Bases 303 to 746 code for a protein of 147 amino acids. Lineage: Eukaryota; Metazoa; Arthropoda; Insecta; Diptera; Culicidae. The transcript has 4 exons. Gene Ontology annotation, molecular function: odorant binding; dibutyl phthalate binding. Gene Ontology annotation, biological process: sensory perception of smell; olfactory behavior. Gene Ontology annotation, cellular component: extracellular region. The record is from RefSeq and is a predicted model, not a curated record.
AAUCGUUUAAUUACCACUUCCGGACGUACCAUUUUGUAGUGACGAAGUGUAAAACCGUGAGCGUUGCAAAACUGUUUAAAGUAACUAUGGGUGCAGAAAAAAAUGCUUCGUGACAUUUAAAAUGUUCUGUUUGCCAUCAAGAUACUCUCAGUUUAGUGUCAAUCACAAUUGAGUGAAAAGUAAUCGCAGCAAGCGUGAUAUCAAUUUCUUCCGAUCAUUGACAGUUCAGUGCAAUAUUCAGUGUUCGAUCUCUAUAAAACAUGUCAUAGUGCUAUGCGAAACAAUCUCAUUUCCGUCCCGAGAUGUCUUCCAUAACGAUAUUGGCAUCUGUAGUGUGUUGCAGCGUUAUCUGCCUUUCAUUAUUACCGCAGCUAGUACACAGCAUCACACAGGAACAGUUGGAGAAAACAGCCCGGACCUUCCGACAGGUUUGCCAGCCGAAGCACAAAAUAUCGGACGAAGUAGCAGAUGCAGUUAAUCGUGGUGUGUUUGCUGAUACGAAAGAUUUUAAGUGCUAUGUGAGUUGUCUGCUGGACAUUAUGCAGGUGGCGCGGAAGGGAAAGGUGAACUACGAAAAAUCGCUCAAACAAAUUGACACGAUGCUUCCGGACCACAUGAAGCCGGCGUUUCGGGCCGGAUUAGAAGCGUGCAAAUCGGCCGCCCAAGGAGUUAAGGACCACUGUGAGGCGGCCGCAAUACUGUUGCAGUGCUUUUACAAGAACAAUCCAAAAUUUGUUUUUCCAUAGCGGACAAUGGAUAGAGAAAUAUAUUGUAUAUUUUAUAAUUAUAGUCA